This is a messenger RNA of Paraglomus occultum, 675 nucleotides long. The record is from the annotation of a GenBank genome assembly. Lineage: Eukaryota; Fungi; Glomeromycota; Glomeromycetes; Paraglomerales; Paraglomeraceae.
AUGCCAUUUGUUCUAUAUCAACAGCCAUCCAGCUCACCGGAGAUUUCUCCUCGCAAUUGCUGGAAUACCAGCAUUGUUCAAUCAGGAUCGGGCAAAUCAACGUUAGCGGAGAACAUGGUGAAUGGAGUCAAUAAUGCUUUUGGGCGUGAAAUAGCUGUACUCGUUCCAAUGGAUGGAUUCCAUUAUACUAAAAAGGAAUUGGAAGGGUUUGAUGAUCCGGAAGAAGCACGUAGGCGCAGAGGAGCGCAUUGGACGUUCAACGCCCAAGGUUUACUGUCCCUAGUUACUUUGUUACGUGAAGAUAUCACCGAUACUCCCAUCUUGGCUCCAUCGUUUCUUCAUGGCGUUGGUGAUCCGAAAGAAGACGAUAUACAAGUGUCUACGACUCAUCGAUUGGUGGUUCUCGAGGGUCUGUAUCUGCAUUUGACGGAACCUCCACCGUGGAACGAGAUAUCAUCAAAGAUGGAUGAACUAUGGCUCGUUACUGUGGAUCCUGCUGUAGCGCGAAGUAGACUUGUAAAAAGACACAUGAAGAGUGACGUUGCAUCGACCGAAGAUGCGGCAUUGCACAGAAUAGAUACCAAUGACAUGCCUAAUGGUGAAUUUCUUCUCAAGCACAGUGCUAGUCCUGAUAGGAUCGUACUAAGCAUAGAGGAAGAAGGGCAUGGAGUAUGA